AUGUACAAACAUAACUCCAUAGCAGCUUUUCUUAUGCUACUGCUACUACCGGUUCUGCUGCUGCUGCUGAUACUGCCACUGGCAAUCUCAAAUUCAAAGAGCAUAGACAACCAUCCUACUCCUAUACUCGGUACACUACUAGUCUCAGCCAUAGGUGAACGAGACUCCGGCGAAGAAGACGAUAUUGUCCAAUUUACCAUAGCGCGACCUACUCCCACACUAGCUGCUGCUGCUCAACUGCUGUCUCUAAGGUCAAAUUUGACUACUUCUGUUGCGUCAUCGCAAUCAACUGAAAACCAGAAUGAUCAAGAUGUGUUUAAGUUGGUGUUUACUGUAGGCUCGGAUGAUUCUUAUUAUAAUGCUCGUUUUCAAUUUGGUGAUAAUCUGCAACAAAACAGCAGCAACAGCAGCAGCAGCAGCACGAAUUCACAAGAGAUUGGGCUUCGAUUAGAUUUGAUUCAGCCGGAAAUAUGGGUCAUGAAUGGGGGUAAUUAUAAAGAAUGUGCCGAAAUUUAUGCAUCACGAAGUAGUAUCUUGAAUCAGUACCAGAGUGUGUCUAGUAUACCGUCAUCAGUUACUGAUAUUCCACUAUUCACUACCAAUUGCGCUAAACGAGGGUUAUACACUAGCUCAUCAGACUCUAUGCCCUUACCACUGGGUGUAGGCGAUGCUUCAAUCAAUAAUGGCGAUGCAUACACUAUCCCCUAUAUGAAUCAAAUUCAAGCUAGUGGGGAAUUUGUCACUGAUAAUUUCAAUUUCAAUUUAACUCUGGGUAACAAUUUCCAAAUGACAAAUUUCACUUUUGUUAAUGUUAAUGAUACAAGUAUGUAUGUUGGUGGAUUGGGGUUAGCUAGUUACCCCCGCGGUAAUGGAUUCCUAUCACGAUUAGUAUCACAAGACAUAAUCAAAUCACAAAGUUAUUCACUUUGGUUUAGUAAUUCAACUUCACCAGGUAAUGACUUAUUUGCCCAAUUGAUUCCUGGAGUCGUUGAUCAGAAGUACUAUAUUGGUGAUUUAUAUUCAGCUGAUAUGAUUCCUCAUUCGGGUAUGAGGUAUAAUUAUACUCAAUCAUCAGUUAAUGCAGAUUUAGCCAAUUUAAUCUUACCCAUAAUCAAUCUAGAUAAUAUUAAAAUUGAACGGAUAGAUACCGGUGAAAGUGUAUCUAUAAAAUCAGAUGAAAAUGAAGUAUUACCGGUAUUAUUGGAUUCAAGAAUCUUGUAUUCUUAUUUACCAUUAAAUGUAAUUAUUAAUUUGGCCAUACAAACAAAUGCAUAUUAUAGCUCCGAGGCUAAUAGGUGGUUAGUUGAAUGUGAUACGCUCACUUCAAAUGAAAAUGCCACGAUUGAGUUUGUUAUUGGAUCGGUUUUGGUGCAAAUACCAUUGCGUGAAUUCUUGGUUGAUGCCGUAUACCAAGGUUAUAAUUUACAAUUUGAAAGUGGUAAUAAGGCAUGUUUUUUGACAUUUUUAAGAACUGAUGCUGCGGGGUUUAAUUCUUUGGGAUUGCCAUUUUUGAGACAUAUUUAUCUUGUUGUUGAUAAUGAUGGAAAACAAGUGGCUUUAGCAAAUAGUAACAAGUUUUUACAAGUUGAUCAAUCGGAAUUACUUCAUUUGAACUCCAAUAAUAAAUUACCAACUUACAACUACUCAUCGAUAGCACCAGCAGCAAGAAAUAUAUCAUCAAUUGCGUAUAUCGAAUCAGGAACAAUACCAUUCGCAACAUCAAUGGCAUAUGCCAAUGUCGGUAACGUCACUACUGAAGCAAUAACGUUAUCGUAUUCAGAAGUUACUCUCAAUUCAGGUGAAACUGUAGCAUUGGAUAUUCCAGCUAGGUUGAGUGGUGCAUUGAUUAAAUCAGGAUCGAUUUUUGUGACUGGUGUUACGGCAAGUGCUUCAACAGUGCCCUCUAGUCAAGUUACAUCAAGUUCUCGGGGUGACGCUCCAAUUUUACAAAUUGUGGGGAUUGGCAGUGCUUUUACCGGUGGCAAAAUGGGUGUAUGGAUUAGUAUGAUUAGCAUACUAUUGGGGUUAUGUUUAACUAUGAUGUAA
Lodderomyces orthopsilosis Co 90-125 is the source of this 2046-nucleotide messenger RNA. RefSeq names its product putative aspartic endopeptidase (gene YPS7). The coding region runs from base 1 to 2046 and encodes 681 amino acids. Lineage: Eukaryota; Fungi; Ascomycota; Pichiomycetes; Serinales; Debaryomycetaceae. The record is from RefSeq and is a predicted model, not a curated record. The transcript has a single exon.